AGUUUUAUGUGAAAUGUCGAACCAUUUAAAAUGGCUGCUGCGUGGUGGAUUUUAAACGAAGAAAAUAAUGGUGAUGGAAAUGAAAGAAAUAAUUUUCGUAUAAUACGAAAAUUUUUACGAGACACUCAAAAUCCGUUUGAUAUUCCGGAGAAAAGAUUUCAAGAAGUAUACAGAUUAUCUCGAGAGGCAGUGAUACAGUUAUGUGCCAGUUUACAUCCAUAUAUGCCCGAGGGAAAGAAACCAACAGCAAUUCCUUCCGAAUUAAAAAUUAGUGAUUUAAAUGGAAAAAUACUUGCCGUAAAUAGUGGCCAUGGAGGAAGAACUCAUGAUGCACGUGUUUGGAAUGCGUCCCAUAUUUCAUUGCAUUUACAACAACAGUUUCAAAAUGGACAAAGAAAUACUUGGCUAUUAGGAGAUUCCGGAUAUCCCCUAUUACCUUAUUUAAUGACGCCAAAAUUAAGGCAACCGGAAGGAUCACCUUCAGCUCGUUAUACUAAUGCUCACGUAAGGGCUCGAUCAUGUGUAGAAAGAGCUAUUGGAAUGUUAAAAGGACGAUGGAGAUGUCUUAGGAAAGAAAGAGCAUUACAUUAUUUGCCAGAGUUCUCAGGUAGGAAUCUUAUAUAACAAAUACAUUAAAUAUUUGACCAAAAUAUUGCAAAUUAUUAUAAUAUACCGCAACCAGAAAUGUAUUAUGACGAGAUAGACGAACAGGAAAGAAAUAUGCCAAUAUACGACGUAGCACAAAAUGUAAAUGGGAAUGAAAUUCGAGAACAAAUUAUACGGCGAUAUUUUACUUAA
Molecule: messenger RNA, 798 nt
Organism: Nylanderia fulva
Lineage: Eukaryota; Metazoa; Arthropoda; Insecta; Hymenoptera; Formicidae
Source: RefSeq, a predicted model, not a curated record